This is a messenger RNA of Juglans regia (Persian walnut), 1329 nucleotides long. RefSeq lists its product as uncharacterized. The record is from RefSeq and is a predicted model, not a curated record. The transcript has 6 exons. NCBI's taxonomy places the organism in Eukaryota, Viridiplantae, Streptophyta, Magnoliopsida, Fagales, Juglandaceae. The annotation marks the transcript as partial.
AUGGGUCCAAAAAAGAAGGCGAAGACUAUCAGACCACACUUGCGAAGACAAUCUACUUCAAUACCAACUGUCCAUAAUGAGACACAAUCAUACCCAUCCCUUGAUAGGGUGGCCCAAUCAUUACCCCCCGUCGAUGGGCCGCCCCCUUCUGUUGAUAGGAUGGUGGAGUCAUCACCUUCUGUAGUUUGUCCUUCUCAGCCAUCAUUACCUUCACAGAAAGGGACCCAACCUUCUACAUCGAUACAAAUGGAAGGCCAACUACCCAGACAUAUAGAGAUCAGCAGAGAGACCCAGUCAAGCACACAUGUACCAAUAGAACAACAUUCGGAAGCAGAAAAUGUCGACUUGUGUUCCGAGAUUGGAGAUCGUUUUGUUGUCGUUGUUGAUAGUAAUGGAGGUAGAGUAAAGAGACCAUUGCACUCGAUUCAUGACAUUUGGCAUCUUCCAGAAGGGGAGCGAAUUGAUAUGGAGCUCAAUAAUCUUGGUCAACCCAUUAAAAAGCAAGACUCAAAAGUGGUAAGGUUUGGUGGCCUGAUAGCAAGAACUAAUAAGUUGGUUCCAAUUAUUUACAAGGAUUGGAGGUCGGUGCCUAAAACCAUAAAGGAGGAAGCGUGGGGUCUUAUAAUGGGCAAGUUUAAAGUUCCUGAUGACAAAUUGGAUGCAUUCAAAAAAUGGAUACUGAAGGACCUGGGGAAGAAAUGGAAAGACUACAAGCACGAAUUGAAGAAAAAGUUACUUCAUGAAAAAGAUACCUCUGCAGCACAAGUUGUGGCAAGGGCAAGUCCCGAUAUGGUGGACUUAUCGCAACUAGCGGAGUUGGCCAAUCUUUGGUUCGAUCCAGAAUAUAAGUCAAAAUGUAAUAAAAAUAAGGAGUGUCGCAAGAAGCAGCUGGUUGUUCACAGCGGAGGAUCGAAAAGUUAUGCAAGAUAUGCCCAUGAUGCGCAAAAAUCAACUGGGACGUUGCCAAAUCGAGCCCAAUUGUUUGUUACGACCCAUAAAAGAAAGGAUGGCACCCACUACAAUGAUGAGACGAGGAAGAAAGUGGUUGAGAUGGAGGAACUUUUAACACAAGACACAACUCCGAUAGAAAUGAGGUCUGGAGGAACCAUGACUUGGGCAUCAGAUGAUGUUUAUUCUAAAGUUAUGGGCCCAGAACGGCCUGGACGUGUGCGCGGUUUGGGGUUUGGGCCAACUCCUACAAGGCAAACUUGUCAACAUUCACUACCAACUUCUACGCAAGAAGAUGGUGCAUUAAAGGAAGAGCUUGAUAAAAUGCGAAACGAAUUAACUGAAUUGCGGAACUUAGUAAACACAUUUGUGCAUGCACAG